AUGUACUGGCCAAAUGGAGUCCCUAGAGUCUAUGCGGUCAAUGGCCCCGGAAUUCAAUUACAGGAAGUCCAUGAUGAUGCGGACAGCGAUGCUAACAAGCCCAAGGAGAGAGAGGAACAGGGCUCCAGUGUGGAGCACACCAGGGCAACAACCGAGAGCAGCAUAGGCAGCAGAGAAUCCUGGCCAGAUGAACCCGUAACUGGGCUUUGUGUUUCCCGUACCGGACACUUAUUUGCCACGAUGACGAAGUCCACCAUUGCAAUUUGGCAAACUAGACCGACAGCUGUGGUAGCCGCGGUCAAGCGCUCCGAAAUUUCAUUAGAAAGUUACGGCCCGAAUGCUGCCAUACUUCUGCGUCCGGACUCUGCCAUUGUCGUUGUACAGACGCUCCAUGGAUAUCUCAUCACUUAUUCCAUUGCGACAGAUGCUAAUUCACAUGUGUACCAACAACGGUUCUCCUCCCAUUCCAACCCACAUCGCCACCACUUUAGUCGCCAUUUUGUUACGGAAGAAACAAAUACCAUUCGGGAGGUUAGCUUUCGUUUCAGGGUUGUCAUAAAGGUUGAUGCAGGAAUUAGCAAAGCUCUGGCGCUGGACAAUGAGCUGAUGGUGGCGACGGUGAAACCAGCUGCUAUCCAGUUAAUUCGGUGGACUCCUGAUAAAACUGGGAAUCAAACGAGCACAGAGCUUUUAAGCCGGAUCCCAUUUAUUUCUAAGAAGUCUCCAAUUGUGGAUAUGGUCUACGACCGUGCUAUGAACCUUUUUCUGUGGAUCACGAGUGACGGACAAACGUAUGCUGUGCAACGCCUCAGGGAUGAAGAAGAACAUUCAGCCGAGUCAAAGACCCGGUUCAGGGGUCAUAGGUUCCAUACUCCUGAAAAUGACGGACAAAAGGCUCUUCACGUGGCUGUGAAUGCGAGAUUUUCUCUACUCGCAGUGGCCUGUAAAAAUGGCGAGGUGUUUGUUUACGUAGCGAAAGAUUAUAUGGGAAACAUACCGCUUUCGCAUAAGCUCGAGCUACCCGCAUCACCAGCGUCUAUGGGUCCUACAUCAUUUAUGAGCUAUUCUCCUGAUGGGUAUUGCAUUUUCGCAGGAUAUGAGUCUGGAUGGGCCACAUGGAGUGUGUUUGGUAAACCCGGCGGAACUAGCUUUACUACCGACCGUGAGCUAGCCACCAAAAAUGGCGAGGCUUGGCUGACUGGAGUUUCUAUGGGUUGUUGGAUUGGUGGUGGCUCAUACAUCAUCCUGAUAGCACCAGAUACUAGCCGUAUCUGGAUGUUUGAAACAGCCCGUAGUGCUCUGACUGGAUGCUUCUCCUCGGCGAACAUGGCGAGAGCGUUAUUGCAAACGGGGACGGAAAUCAUUUUGUAUCGUGGCCACGACUUACCAGAUCUCACUACUAUAUCGGGUAAAGAUUACCUCUGGCAUCAUGCGCAGUAUCCCCCUGCUUACCUCCAUGCUCAAUGGCCAAUCCGGUCUUGUAUUGUUUCUCAAGAUGGCCGAUAUGUGGCCAUUGCUGGCAGAAGAGGGUUGGCUCAUUAUAGUGUUCAGAGUGGGAGAUGGAAAACAUUCGAUGACUUGAAAGCUGAAGAUUCUUUUGCUGUUCAAGGCGGGAUGUGUUGGUAUGGACAUAUCUUAAUCGCUGCUGUUGAAUGUGAUAAUUCCUACGAAUUACGGCUAUACUCUCGUGAGCUUUCCCUUAGCAGUUCUUCUGUGCUAUAUACCGAAACUCUUCCUGCUCCUGCGGUAUUUAUUGGACCCUCAGGAGAAGACUCGCUCCUGGUUUACACGUAUGACAAUAUAUUAUAUCACUACGUGAUAAAUGCCACUCAAACGAAAAUCAGCCUUGUUCAGGUUGGCCAGAUAGCCUUUCAUGGCAUCGUUAGAGCGCCAACGCGAGUUCGUGCUAUCAGCUGGGUAUUGCCCGACAACCAGCUUCGAGACGGCGACCCCUCCCAGGACGUAUCUGUCGCAUCAGUUUUGUUCCUCGUUGACGGAAAACUUGUAUUGCUACAACCAUCAGUUUCAGAGGAGGGCGAUUUAAAAUAUGACAUGCGCAUUGUUGCUCAUGAUGUGGAGUACUACAUUUUAAUGCGUGAUCAGCUAUCUUUCAACUUCGCUCCACCCUCCGACGAACCAACCACUCCGGCAGUGGGAACCCCAGUUAACGUUUCCCAGACUGACAUAUCCCUAAGAGAUUCUUUGUGGAUUUUUUGUGGUCAAGAUUUACUCGUAUGGGGUGACGUACAGGAUGUUCUUCGUCCAGUCAAAGGUUCUCCAAAUGAGACAGUAAAGCCCCUACCGAUACCGGUUGACUUUUACCCAUUGUCUAUACUUCUUAAUAAAGGUGUUGUACUUGGGGCAGAGCCUGAAAUGAUUCAGAGACGAGAUGCCACGUUUUCCCUCCUUCGAUUUGCAAUUAGAACACAACUGUUCCUACCAUACCUCCUCCAGCACAAUCUAAGUCAGCUUGACACAUCAGCGGCGCUUUCCCUCUGUCAUCAUUAUUCGCAUUUAUCCUAUUUUCCUCACGCGUUAGAAAUACUAUUACACCAUGUGCUAGAUGAUGAAGUAGACAAUCAAGAUCACGAAGCCCAGCAGUCUAGUGCACCAAGUCGCCAGAUGUUGCCUGCUGUGCUUUCCUUCUUGCAGUCCGCUAUUCCAACCGAUGUUUAUCUGGAAAUUCUGGUCCAGUGUACCAGAAAAACAGAACUUCGAUCAUGGCGUACCCUGUUUGCUUACCUUCCUCCUCCAAAGGAACUAUUCGAACAAGCCCUCCGACUAAACUCUCUGAAGACAGCCGGUGGCUAUUUAUUAGUGCUUCAAGCGUUUGAUGAGAAAAAGGAUGGAGAUGCAGAGGGGAUCGAAGAUUCUGUCGUACGCCUUCUCAAACUAGCUUCACAGAGAGGCGACUGGGAGCUCUGCGGGGAGCUAGCCCGUUUCCUAAUUGCCUUAGACGGAUCCGGGCAGACGCUCCAGCGUGCAGUUGUUAAGGUUGGAUUGAGAAAGGAAAAUCAGUCGUCGUCAGACGCUUUAGACGUGAGCCAUGUCGAUCGCCGGCCGACACCCUCAACUAGAACUUUGGGGCUGGCCAUCAAUCUACCCGAUGAAGACUCCACGACAAAGGAGGAAGGUAAACGGUGUUCCUUCACCACCUAGUCUGUCUCACACAUCAUCAACUCCUUCGCCGUUUGCCCCACAUCCAUCCGAAACCCAUCGGAUGCUACUGAUGAAGACAAGGCGGUGCUGAGGCAGCCUUGGGUCAUUAUCAUUAGCCCCAACUUGCGAUUAUGCCUAAUAUGCGUGCAUUCUUAUGGUUAUGGCCCUUCGUGCAUUGAGCAUUCCACUAUUUAUGAUCUCUCCCUUUUCAUUUUAUUGCUGAUAUAUACAUACACAUUGUUUUCAAAUAUUUCGGCUUCGUGUAUUCCUAGCUAUAUGGAUCUGAAGUUUAUUUAUUGUCCUGCUGUACCAUGGGCAGGCGGUUCUUCACAGGUUAAUCGGAAGGCUCUCUUUUUGGUCAUUAUAAUCCUCAUACCCAGCUCCUGUAUAUACAAAUUGCUACUUCUAUCCUUAUAUAUAUAAAAUGGCAGAUGUGAUAUCCCAAUGCUG
Messenger RNA from Histoplasma capsulatum G186AR, 3609 nucleotides. Its product is annotated as DUF1339 domain-containing protein. Gene Ontology annotation, cellular component: Golgi membrane; Ric1-Rgp1 guanyl-nucleotide exchange factor complex; cytosol. Gene Ontology annotation, molecular function: protein binding. The transcript is spliced from 5 exons. Bases 1 to 3159 code for a protein of 1052 amino acids. The record is from RefSeq and is a predicted model, not a curated record. Gene Ontology annotation, biological process: retrograde transport, endosome to Golgi; intracellular protein transport. NCBI's taxonomy places the organism in Eukaryota, Fungi, Ascomycota, Eurotiomycetes, Onygenales, Ajellomycetaceae.